This is a messenger RNA of Pelecanus crispus (Dalmatian pelican), 415 nucleotides long. The record is from RefSeq and is a predicted model, not a curated record. Lineage: Eukaryota; Metazoa; Chordata; Aves; Pelecaniformes; Pelecanidae.
UUUUGGAACCCUUGUUGCGAUUGGAGUUACUGUUUGUGCAGUGAUUGUAAUUACUAUUGUUCUGUGCCUCACCUGUUCGUGUUGCUGUUUGUAUAAAGCAUGUCGAAGACCACGGCCUGUUGUGACCACCACUACUUCCACUACAGUGGUUCAUGCUCCCUAUCCGCAACAACAGGGAGUGCCACCCAACUACCCAGUAGCCCCAUAUCAAGGAUAUCAGCCUGUGGCUGUCCAGCCACAACCGGGAAUGCCGGUAGCGCCGUACCCUGCACAGUAUCCUCCUCCUUACCCCAUGCAGCCAUCAGGGCCCCCAGCUUAUCAUGAAACAGUGGCAGCUGGUGCUGGAGCACCUUACCCAAUCAGCCAGCCCCCUUACAACCCUGCUUAUGUGGAUCCUCAGAAGCCCACCUAUUGA